ACCAAAAGACGUGCUGAGAAUUGAAAGAAACCAAGGUGCUAGCAUGGCUCUCACAGAUAAGGAAUGGGAAAUUGCCAUUGAGGAAAAGAUUUCCCAACUCAAGAACACUGAUAACAAUGGUACAGUAGCAGCACACACUGGUGGUACCCAGACCAAGUUCAUAACCAUAACACACCCAUUGGAUCCUUUAUUCCCUUCGACUAUUGAUCAUACUCUAUUGAAACCGGAUGCUACUUCAGCACAGAUUGAUGUUUUGUGCUAUGAGGCGAUAAGCUAUGGGUUCAAGUCAUGCUGCAUGAACGGAGUCCACAUUAAACAAGUUGCUGAACGAUUACGCGGAUCCAAAUCUAUUCCAUGUGCAGUGAUUGGGUUUCCCCUCGGGGAAAAUACUACGGCUGUAAAAAUGUUCGAAGCCCAAGACACCAUCUUCAAUGGCGCGCGCGAAAUCGAUAUGGUAAUAAAUAUUGGCGCACUCAAAUACCAAUCUUACACCACUGUUUUUGAUGAUAUUUGUGCUGUUGCUGAAGCAUGCCACGUCUACCAGCCUCAGCUCCAUCAACACGAUCUACAAUCCUCCAAGUUGUCCCUCACCCAACCAGGUGAAGAAGCUAUGAGAAAAGUUAACCUAAAAGUCAUCCUGGAAACUAUAUUUCUCUCCGACUCCGAAAAAAAUUGCUGGAGCAUUCAUCGCUGCUGAAGCUGGUGCAGAUUUUGUCAAGACGUGUACUGGGUUUGGCAGGGGAGGAGCGACAAUGGAGGAUGUGGGGCUUUUGUAUUGGGCUGUGGAAUAUACUUCUGGGAGGAAUGAUGGGAAGGGUGAUAAAGUUGAAGUGAAAAGAUGGGAGUAUCAAC
Molecule: messenger RNA, 852 nt
Organism: Lentinula edodes (shiitake mushroom)
Lineage: Eukaryota; Fungi; Basidiomycota; Agaricomycetes; Agaricales; Omphalotaceae
Exons: 4
Coding region: 44-697 (217 amino acids)
Biological process (GO): carbohydrate catabolic process; deoxyribonucleotide catabolic process
Cellular component (GO): cytoplasm
Molecular function (GO): deoxyribose-phosphate aldolase activity
Source: RefSeq, a predicted model, not a curated record